AUGGAUCUGCCCUUUUACCACGGGCCAAUAACCAAGCGAGACAGUGAGAAGCUCUUGCUCAAGGAUGGCAAAGAUGGCAACUUUCUGCUAAGGGACAGCGAGACCGUGGCUGGGGCCUAUUGCCUGUGUGUCUCGUUUGGAAAUCUCGUCUACACGUACCGAAUCUUCAGUCAAAAGCACGGGUACUUCAGCAUCGAGACCACGGAAGGCAUUCGGACGGAACUGUUCCCGAACCUCCCGGAGCUGAUAGCCAAAUACAAGCAGGCCAACCAGGGCAUGGUCACUCGGCUCCGCCAUCCGGUCCUGGUUGCGGUCCCGGUCCCGACCCCGGCCCCGGCCCCGGCCAACAACCCUUACCUCUUCUGGCGGCGCUCCAAGGUAGACCUGGAGGCCACGUUCGAGAACAAUGCGGACGAUUACGUGGAUGUUUUGCCCUGA
Molecule: messenger RNA, 438 nt
Organism: Tachyglossus aculeatus (Australian echidna)
Lineage: Eukaryota; Metazoa; Chordata; Mammalia; Monotremata; Tachyglossidae
Gene: SH2D1B
Product: SH2 domain containing 1B
Exons: 4
Coding region: 1-438 (145 amino acids)
Source: RefSeq, a predicted model, not a curated record